AUGCCUGCAGCUGCUCAUGCACGAAGUCCUAGCGGGAACACGUUAUCUGAAAAAUACAUUCAAGACUGCUUCCACAGUUACCUCAAAUCUUCGCUUACCCAAGCGAAAGUCGAACGCUUGCUCGAUGCGGAUAUCUUGAGUUCUGCAGAGGGUGACUUGAUGAUAACAGGCCCUGCACUAUGUCUUUAUUUCGCUGCUCUACGAUGUACAACCAACCCUCCCGCCGUACCUCUACCACGACUCGACAAACAUGCCGCUCCAAUGGACUUGUCAGCCGAAAACUGCCCCCCAACAUUCCAAUCGUUCCUCCAAGUAUGGUCACGAACCGUCCCGAUAAUCCAAGGAUUCACACCCGAACAUCAACACGACCUAGCAAGAGUCAUCUGUAACCUACCUCCAUUAAGCACACCCCCAGAAGAACCUGUCCUUGGAGUGGCAGCUGAUCUACGUGCUGUAGCUAUUGAAAUCAGCCAACGCCGUUCGUUUCAGGAUAGAUACGCAGAUGACUUGCAAGCUGCCCUCGAUUCUGGGAGUGGGAGUGGCAAUGGCAAUGGCAAUACACCGAGCUCUCCGGGCCCGGGACAGGGAGGCACGAUUCCGAAACGUGCUUCUUUUGUUCCUCCUCCUUCGUACGACGUUACUUCCCCGACCUCGUCGGCACGGUCACGGUCGACACUGCCAGGAGCAGCAGCUCCACUCAACCCCAUACAACCACAUGAUCAUGAUCAUGAUCUCCCACCCCCUACUAGCCAGCCUUCCCGCAGUCGCAGCAUUAUCUUAUCCCCUACUUCACCGGCAAUAGAAUUCAUCCGCGAAACUCUCUACGCAGCCCUAGGCGACGUCCUCGAACGCGUUCCUUCCCUCCAAUCCAUGCUCAAUCAAGAUCCACCCCGUGCCUACUUUGCCUCUGUCGCUUUUGCCAUUUUAGAUGUGGCCACGACGUCCAUGAUACCUGACGAGGGAGGAUCGGUAGUAGGUGUCCUUGGGACAACCCUCAGUGUGGAUGAGUGUCCGAGUGAAUUCCGUCCUUUUAUGCUCGAGUUGGGUGUGAUUGGGAGAGAAGCGAAGGGGAUGGAAGAGGAAGAUCAGUUGAUGGCGGUGGAGUAUGCGCAGAGAGGGGGUGGGAUGGGAGAGAUUCCUGCGACGAGGAUGGAUAGAGUGAAGUCGAUGUUGGUGAAUGGUGUGGGGAAUGAACAGAGGAGGAGGGAGGAAGAUGAGGGGAGGGGGAGUCCGGCGGGGAGAGCGGUGGCGUUUGCGAAUCGGGUGAAUGGGUUGAGUUUGGCGUUGACGAAUUUGAAGACGUUUAGGGAACGACAGGAGGAGGUGUUUAGGGUUUUGGCUGGGAUAGGUGGAUAG
Messenger RNA from Marasmius oreades (fairy-ring Marasmius), 1356 nucleotides. RefSeq lists its product as uncharacterized. The record is from RefSeq and is a predicted model, not a curated record. The transcript is spliced from 2 exons. Lineage: Eukaryota; Fungi; Basidiomycota; Agaricomycetes; Agaricales; Marasmiaceae. Bases 1 to 1356 code for a protein of 451 amino acids.